This is a messenger RNA of Anguilla anguilla (European eel), 1039 nucleotides long. It is a transcript of the gene cd59b, whose product is annotated as CD59 molecule (CD59 blood group). The coding region runs from base 88 to 444 and encodes 118 amino acids. The record is from RefSeq and is a predicted model, not a curated record. Lineage: Eukaryota; Metazoa; Chordata; Actinopteri; Anguilliformes; Anguillidae. The transcript has 4 exons.
UCGCGCACAAGAUAUUCGUUUUGUGACAGAAACUCGUAUGACGGCGAAAAAGAGGAAAAGUUAGGGCGAAGCAAGGCGACUGCAAAAAUGAACACAUCUCUGAUAAUAGGCUUAGUGUGCUUUCUUGCUAAUUUUAGCUUGGGAUCAACCCUUCAGUGCUAUAAAUGCAUGGAUUACUCUGGACGCUGUUCAGAUGUCCAGGACUGCUCCUAUCAGGAUGCCUGCCUGUCACUAAAUGAAAGGGGAGGGAAGACCAUCCGUAAGUGCAUCAGGUACACAGAUUGUGACAACGCCCGGCUGACUCAGAUGUUUCCUUCAGUGUCUGGUUUCACAUACAGGUGCUGCAGCUCUAACCUGUGCAAUGCCAGUCCUGGUACCAUGAUUAGCAGGUCUUUCCUGGGCUUGCUGGCACCACUUCUUGUAUUUUGGUGCUCCCUGAUUUGAAAUAUUGGAUCAGACAACACAAAGUAAAUGAAUUAACCAUAGCAUCAUAUUUCAGGGGAAAGAAAAAGAGAAGUGGCAAGUAACUGCACAAUUGAAUUAAUGCGCUGAUGCCAUGGAAUUUAAUUCAUUUUCAAAAAGCACUUAUUUAAUAGCACUUUCCAGGUGUGAAAAUUGAAGGAUGUAAUACAGUUCUUGAUGAAAUGGAGGCUUACAUAAAUAAUAAGGUUUUUGCAUUUCGUAAUACUGAGAGACAGAUAUGAAACUUGGUGGAGAGUUAAGUGCGUAGUGAAGGCACAAAGUGGCUUUUAUUUUUUUUUAUUUUAACAAAAAGCUAAAGACCAAGAAAAUUCUGGUAAAAAUAAUAUUAAUGUUAAGCAGUAAUGUGAUUGGACUGUUUGAUCAAUAUUAUAUGAUUUGAAAUACAUCGAUAUGUGGUUAUUUAGCUAUUUUGUAUGUGUUUAACCCCAUUUUAUUCUCAGUUUGGAAUUAUAUACAGUGGGCUCCAGAAUUAUUGGCACUCUUCAUAAAAAUGAAGAAAAAAAGCUGCAUAUAAUAAAUUACACAGAUAAUAAUCUAUAUGUUAUGUUCAAACAUA